AUGAAGGCGGCAUCUGAGGAGAGGUUGCGGUUGAACAGUAUUAAGAAGUUGUCCACUAUUGCUCUGGCACUGGGUGUGGAAAGAACACGAACUGAACUACUGCCAUUCCUUACUGUAAUCUUGCACUUCUUCUCUCCUCAGCCUCCCCUGGAGAGUUUGGCCACAGUGGAGGAAACGGUUGUGCGGGACAAGGCCGUGGAGUCUCUGCGAAAGAUCUCUCAGGAACAUUCCCCCGUAGACCUAGAGGUGCAUUUUGUACCACUUGUGAAGCGUUUGGCCAGCGGGGACUGGUUCACCUCCCGAACGUCUGCGUGCGGACUGUUCAGCGUCUGCUACCCACGUGUGUCCAGUACAGUUAAAGCGGAAAUCCGUCAGCACUUCCGCACACUUUGCUCGGAUGACACUCCCAUGGUGCGUCGAGCUGCUGCCUCUAAGCUGGGCGAGUUUGCAAAGGUUCUGGAGCUGGACUAUGCUAAGAGUGACAUAAUUCCUCUCUUUACAGCACUAGCAUCUGAUGAGCAGGUACACUGGAACAGAUUUACAUAUAGAAAGACUGGUUAUUUGGGCUAUUGGUUGGUCAGUGACAUGGAGCUUGGUUUGUUUUGCUUGUGUGUUGUUUUUUUUUGUCUGGGUUUUCAAAAGAGAAGUUUCUCUGCAGUUUUCCACCAAAAUAAUAAAAGCUCUAUGGUUUAA
Molecule: messenger RNA, 693 nt
Organism: Sinocyclocheilus grahami
Lineage: Eukaryota; Metazoa; Chordata; Actinopteri; Cypriniformes; Cyprinidae
Product: serine/threonine-protein phosphatase 2A 65 kDa regulatory subunit A beta isoform-like
Exons: 4
Coding region: 1-693 (230 amino acids)
Biological process (GO): protein dephosphorylation
Cellular component (GO): protein phosphatase type 2A complex; cytosol; cytoplasm
Molecular function (GO): protein binding; protein phosphatase regulator activity
Source: RefSeq, a predicted model, not a curated record